Molecule: messenger RNA, 465 nt
Organism: Bipolaris maydis ATCC 48331
Lineage: Eukaryota; Fungi; Ascomycota; Dothideomycetes; Pleosporales; Pleosporaceae
Source: RefSeq, a predicted model, not a curated record
AUGGCCGUGGCCGUGUACGCAUGUCAUGUCAAUCACCCACCGGCCUGCUCCCCGCCAACCAUUGCUGCCCCCCGCCCAGCUGCUGCUGAUGACGAUGAAUGCGUACGAGGGCUCGAGCGAGCACCCUGUGCCGCCGCCCGACAUGCUGCUCUGUCUGCAUCCACGCAAUCUCGUCCUCCUCAACCAAAAACAGACAAGACGGGAGCUAGCGACGUCCGGCUCAGCGGCUCUCUUCAGCUGCAUCCCCGGAAAUCGAGAUACUCAGGUUUUGGUCGCCAGCCAACAUGUCAUGGCGCAUGCACCCCUCGUCCCCAACGGUGCCGUCCCGGGCUGAGGUCAUACACCUGCGCCUACGUAGUGUGGGUGCGGCCAUGGCCAUGUGUGUGUGUACACACACACUCCACCAAGGCCUGUUGUCUGUUGUCUGUGUCUCACAUCCAGCGCAUCCCUCGCACCCACGCGUGA